Molecule: messenger RNA, 1436 nt
Organism: Cherax quadricarinatus
Lineage: Eukaryota; Metazoa; Arthropoda; Malacostraca; Decapoda; Parastacidae
Source: RefSeq, a predicted model, not a curated record
UCAGUUGAGCAGCCGUGGUGCUGCCUGGCGUGGUGUUGUCACACUACACAGCUGCUGCUCUACCCGCUGUCCGGCACAUAUUUCGUCGAAAUGACGGCGAAAUUUGUGGCCAUAGCCAUCCAGGACAACCCUAAUGGGUGGGGCCCUAGUGAUGUGCCCGAGCAGUUCAAGGACAUGCCCUACCAGCCCUUCUCUAAGGGAGACAGGCUGGGCAAGGUAUCAGAUUGGACUGGUGCUACCUAUCAAGAUCGGCGAUAUGCCAUCAAGUAUCAGUCAACCUUUGGAAGCAUGCAGCAGUAUGCAUAUUACCAUGAGGAGGAUGAGUCCACCUUCCAACAUGUAUACAAGACUAAUGUGCCCAAGCCGUUAUACCAGCGUGGCCGUUACAUGCGUAAUCAACGUAACUUAAAAAAUCAGCGCAACCAGAAGGGUCAGCAAAUGCAAGUCCUUGGCAAAGGCAACAAGAGAGAAUUUGGAUUUCAGAACAAGAACAACUGGCAGAAACAGCAGUACCAGCGUAAUCGCUGGAACCGUAGUGGACACCCUCCUAUCAAAAACCGUGAUGCUUCUGUUACUGUACGUCCUGAAUGGAAGGUGAUUGAGGAAAUGGACUUCCCUCGAUUAUCGAAGCUGUCCUUGCCCAGUGUGGAUGAUCCAAAAGACUUGUAUCUUUGUGGCUCUCUAGAGUACUAUGACAAGGCUUAUGAUCGUGUAACUGUCAAAAAUGAGAAAAAGCUGACUCGUAUUAAUCGCAUCUUCCACAAGGUCACCACCACUGAUGACCCAGUAAUUCGUCAGUUGACCAAGACUGAAGAUAGUAAUGUCUAUGCUACUGAUGCCAUUUUGUCAACUAUCAUGUGUUGCACACGAUCUAGCAAUUCCUGGGAUGUGGUCGUUCAGAAGAUUGCUGGGAAGCUUUUCUUUGACAAGAGAGAUGACUCUGAAUUUGAUUUGUUGACUGUGAGUGAAACUUCAAGUGAGCCACCCCAGGAAGAAGGAAAUUCUCUGAAUUCUCCACGGAACUUGUCUUUAGAGGCUACCUUCAUCAAUCAUAAUUUUUCUCAGCAAGUUCUACGUAAUGAUGGAAAUCGAUUCAAGUUUGAGCAUGACAACCCAUUCCUGGAUGAGGAUGAAGAGGAUGAAGUAGCUCCGGUUGGUUAUCGGUAUCGCAAGUGGUGUUUAGGCAAUGACAUCAACUUAGUGGCACGUACAGAACAUGAUGCUGUUCAGGCUGCGCCAAACAAUGAAAUUCAGUUCAUUAACAUCAAGGCACUGAAUGAAUGGGAUUCCAAGCACUCUGGUGGAGUUGAUUGGCGUCAAAAGCUCGAUACUCAGCGUGGUGCAGUAUUGGCUAAUGAGCUGAAGAAUAAUGCUUGCAAGCUUGCCAAGUGGACUGUUCAAGCCAUGUUAGCAGGAUCUGAUCAGAUUAAGUUUGG